Molecule: messenger RNA, 1317 nt
Organism: Rangifer tarandus platyrhynchus (Svalbard reindeer)
Lineage: Eukaryota; Metazoa; Chordata; Mammalia; Artiodactyla; Cervidae
Source: the annotation of a GenBank genome assembly
AUGGAUGAAGAAAGGUCUAGCAUGCUUCCCACCAUGGCAGCUGGUCUGAACUCCAUACUCUUCGCAAUUAACAUCGACAACAAGGACUUAAACGGGCAGAGUAAGUUUGCUCCCACCGUCUCGGACCUCUUGAAGGAAUCCACGCAGAAUGUGACCUCCUUGCUGAAGGAGUCCACGCAAGGAGUGAGCAGCCUUUUCAGGGAGAUCACAGCGUCCUCGGCUGUCUCCAUCCUCAGCAGAGCUGAGCAGGAGACCGACCCCCUGCCCGUGGUGUCCAAGCACAUCAGUGCCGAUGCCAAAUGUAAAAGGGAGCGGAAGAAGAAAAAGAAGGUGACCAACAUCAUCUCAUUUGAUGAUGAGGAAGACGAGCAGAGCUCCGGGGAUGUUUUUAAGAAGAUCCCCGGGGCAGGGGAGAGCUCAGAGGAGAACUCUGACCGGUCCUCAAUCAAUAUCAUGUCGGCCUUUGAAAGCCCCUUUGGGCCAAAUUCCAACGGAAGUCAGGGCAGCAACUCUUGGAAAAUUGAUUCUCUGUCUCUGAACGGGGAGUUUGGGUACCAGAAGCUGGAUGUGAAAAGCAUUGAUGAUGAAGAUGUGGACGAAAACGAGGAUGACGUAUACGGGAGCACUCCAGGAAGGAAGCGCCCAGGCCACUCGGAGUCGCCAGAGAAGCCGCGGGACGGGGGCGCCUGCCUCUCCCAGAUGCACGGCUGGGCCCCGCUGCAGGUGCUGCACGGCCACGCCGAGGUGCUCUUCCCGGUCAGCGGCGUGGGCUCCUACGGGCCUGCAGGUGGCCUGGAGAACGGGACGGGACCCGAGGACCACAUCCUCCCAGAGCCGGGACCCCGGUACAGUGUGGAAGCCAGUCCUCCAGGCCAGGAAAGUCCUCUGAGCAGCCUGUUACCUUCUGCCUCGGUGCCAGAGUCCAUGACAGUCAGUGAACUGCGACAAGCCAUCGUGGCCAUGAUGAACAGGAAGGACGAGCUGGAAGAAGAGAACAGGUCGCUGCGGAACCUGCUUGACAGUGAGAUGGAGCACUCAGCCGCGCUCCGCCAGGAGGUCGACACCUUGAAGCGGAAGGUGGCUGAGCAGGAGGAGCGGCACGUCACGAAGGUCCAGGCGCUGGCGAGAGAAAACGAAGUGCUCAAAGUGCAGCUGAAGAAAUACGUAGGCGCUGUCCAGAUGCUGAAAAGAGAAGGCCAGACAGCCGAAGUUGUCCCAAAUCUUUGGAAUGUUGAUGGAGAAGUUACAGUCCCUGAGCAGAAACCCGGAGAAGUCGCCGAGGAACUUGCAAGCUCCUAUGAAAGAAAGCUCAUCGAG